Dipodomys ordii (Ord's kangaroo rat) is the source of this 1049-nucleotide messenger RNA. It is a transcript of the gene Igfbp6, whose product is annotated as insulin-like growth factor binding protein 6. The coding region runs from base 170 to 883 and encodes 237 amino acids. Gene Ontology annotation, molecular function: insulin-like growth factor I binding; fibronectin binding; insulin-like growth factor II binding. The transcript has 4 exons. Gene Ontology annotation, cellular component: extracellular region. The record is from RefSeq and is a predicted model, not a curated record. Lineage: Eukaryota; Metazoa; Chordata; Mammalia; Rodentia; Heteromyidae. Gene Ontology annotation, biological process: regulation of insulin-like growth factor receptor signaling pathway.
CAGCCCCACCCAGUUUAGAGAAUGCCUCAGUCUUUCCCCCCUCCCUUCUUCACCUGGCUCUUAAAGGCCUCAGCCCAGUGUCCCACAGCUACUUAAAGUACAGCAGGGCAGCAGGCAGCAGCUGCACCAAGACUGUUCUGGAAGGGGUGGACAGGGCAAAACCCUGGUCAUGACCCCCUACAGGCUGCUGCCACUGCUGUUACUGCUAACUCUUCUGCUUGCUGCCCACCCAGAAAGUGCCUUAGCACAGUGCCCAGGCUGCCGGCAGCGGGUGCAGGAGGGUUGUCCUGGAGGCUGCCUGGAGGAGGAGGCUAGGAGGCCCACAAUGGAGGGCUGUGCAGAAGCUGGGGAUUGUGUCAGGAAAGAGGGACAGCUGUGUGGGGUCUAUACGCCUUACUGCACCCCAGGACUGCAAUGCCAGCCCACCAAGGAUGAGGAGACACCUUUGAGGGCACUGCUGCUGGGCAGAGGCCGCUGUCUUCCGGUCCGCAAGCCCUCAGGGGAGAAUCCUAAGGAGAGUAAACCCCACCGAGGUGCAACCCGCUCACAGGACAUGAACCGCAGAGACCAACAGAGGAACCCAGAGGCCUCCAGCACUUCCUCCAGGGCCAAUCCUGGGGGUGUCCAAGACACUGAGAUGGGCCCCUGCCGCAGACAUCUGGAUUCAGUGCUGCAGCAACUCCAGACAGAGAUCUUCCGGGGGGCUCAGCCCCUCUAUGUGCCUAAUUGUGAUCACCAAGGCUUCUACCAGAAACAGCAGUGUCGCUCUUCCCAGGGGCACCGCAGAGGUCCCUGCUGGUGUGUGGAUCGGAUGGGCCAGCCCUUACCAGCGUCUUCAGAUGGUGAUGGAAGCUUCCUCUGCCCCACUGGGAACAGUGGCUAAAGCUCAAUAGGGAGCUGGCAGGGGCAUGGCAUCAUCAUCUCAAAAAACCCACCAGCCAGCUCUCUCAUUAUCUCCAUCAUCCUUGGGCCCUUAUAUAUCUAUUUAUAUAGAUAAAGAUUGAUGUCAUCAGCAUGGGGUGUUAAUAAAGCUGUUUGGGGAUCUCUGG